AUGAAACCGGUUCAAUCCGCUCCGGUUAAGAGCCGUCCCCGCCGCCGCCCAGACCUCUCCUUACCUCUCCCUCAGCGCGACGUCUCCCUCGCCGUCCCUCUCCCCCUCCCACCGACAUCCGGCGGCUCCUCCUCCUCCUCCUCCUCCUCCUCCUCCUCCUCCUCCGCCGCUCCGAAAAACUACUCAGAUCUAGAGCGUGGGAACCGGAUCGGGAGCGGAGCAGGCGGGACGGUGUACAAAGUGACACACCGUCCGAGCUCCCGCGUGUACGCGCUCAAGGUGAUCUACGGAAACCACGAGGAGAACGUCCGCCGCCAGAUCUGCAGAGAGAUCGAGAUCCUCCGAGACGUGAGCCACCAGAACAUCGUCAAGUGCCACGAGAUGUUCGACCAGAACGGCGAGAUCCAGGUCCUGCUCGAGUUCAUGGACGGAGGAUCUUUAGAGAACCGCCACGUGUCGAACGAGCGUGACUUGGCCCAUCUCUCUCACCAGAUCUUGAACGGCUUAGCGUAUCUCCACGGCCGCCAUAUAGUCCAUAGAGAUAUCAAGCCCUCGAAUCUGCUCAUCAACUCGGAUAAAAUAGUCAAGAUUGCUGACUUCGGAGUGAGUAGGAUCUUGGCGCAGACCAUGGAUCCCUGCAACUCCUCUGUCGGGACGAUUGCUUACAUGAGUCCUGAGAGGAUUAAUACUGAUUUGAACCAGGGGAGGUACGACGGUUACGCUGGGGAUAUCUGGAGCUUAGGUGUUAGCAUUCUUGAGUUUUACCUUGGGAGGUUUCCUUUCAAUGUGAGUAGGCAGGGGGACUGGGCGAGCCUCAUGUGUGCUAUCUGUAUGUCGCAGCCGCCGGAAGCUCCGGCGGCUGCGUCUCCGGAUUUUCGUCAUUUUAUCUCGUGUUGCUUGCAGAGGGAACCGGGGAGGAGGAUGACUGCGACUCAGCUUUUGCAGCAUCCGUUCAUACGGAGGGCUGUGAGUCAGGGGCUGAACAGGUCUCCUCAGAACCUGCAUCAGCUCUUGCCUCCUCCUCCUCCUCGUACUCUGUCUUCGUCUUCUUCUUCUUCCCCAACGACGUAG
Molecule: messenger RNA, 1071 nt
Organism: Brassica napus (rape)
Lineage: Eukaryota; Viridiplantae; Streptophyta; Magnoliopsida; Brassicales; Brassicaceae
Product: mitogen-activated protein kinase kinase 4-like
Biological process (GO): protein phosphorylation
Cellular component (GO): cytoplasm
Molecular function (GO): ATP binding; protein serine/threonine kinase activity
Source: RefSeq, marked provisional